Molecule: messenger RNA, 1406 nt
Organism: Linum tenue
Lineage: Eukaryota; Viridiplantae; Streptophyta; Magnoliopsida; Malpighiales; Linaceae
Source: the annotation of a GenBank genome assembly
CAUACCCAAACAAACCAAAUUUGUAUCUACUCUGUUCAAAAGCUAGCCAUGGCUGAUGGCUCUUUCUACAUUGAAGAGAGAUGGCUAAGCUGGCAACAGCUGCAACUUGGCGUCCUCCUCUGCCUCACGCGUAUCCUUCAUUUCUCUAAUUCUCUCCUUCCUUCCCCGCCCCCAUCAUCUCUCAUCCUCUAAUCUCUAGAUAUAAAUACCGCCUCUGCCUCAACAAUCCUCUUCACAACUCAAACAAACCCUUGUCCCCCUGUUUUCCCUCCACUAAUCCCUCUCCUCCCCGAUAAACCCUAAACCUGAAAAUGGGUACCUCCUCUUUUCAUCAAAGCCUGCUCAUUUCCAUGGCUGUGCUAGCCACGAUGGUCGGAGCUGCCAUCGGCGGCAACUUCUACCAUGACUUCGAUUUAACUUGGGGAGGGCAGAGAGCCAAGAUAUUCGGCGGCGGCCAGCUUCUGUCUCUGUCUCUUGACAAGACCUCCGGCUCUGGAUUCCAAUCCAAGAAGGAGUACUUGUUCGGCCGGAUCGAUAUGCAGCUCAAGCUCGUCGCCGGAAACUCUGCCGGCACCGUCACCGCUUACUACGUAUUGUCAUCUCAAGGCGCAACUCACGACGAAAUUGAUUUUGAGUUCUUAGGGAAUGUGAGCGGAGAUCCUUAUAUUUUGCAUACGAAUGUGUUCACUCAGGGGAAAGGUAACAGAGAGCAGCAGUUCUACCUCUGGUUCGACCCAACCAAGAACUUUCACACUUAUUCCAUCAUCUGGAAGCCUCAGCACAUCACAUUCUUGGUGGACAACACCCCGAUCAGGGUAUUCAACAAUGCCGAGAACAGGGGAGUUCCAUUCCCCAAGAACCAGGCGAUGAGGCUGUACUCAAGCUUGUGGAAUGCGGACGAUUGGGCGACACGGGGAGGGUUGGUGAAGGCGGAUUGGUCCAAGGCGCCAUUCACUGCUUACUACAGGAACUUCCAGGUCACCCCUGUUUCUUCUUCCCGGUCCCGCAGCAGCGGUGGCGCGUUUGCGAGUGGGGACUGGCAAUCAAAUGCAUUGGACGCGAACUCCAGACGGCGGCUGAGAUGGGUCCAGAGGAAUUUCAUGAUCUAUAACUAUUGUACUGAUCUCAAGCGCUUCCCGCAAGGCCUUCCUACCGAAUGCAAAUGAUUUGAUUAGUGGCGUUUAUUAGAAUUUGGCUCUUGUUUGUAUAGUCUGCGUGGAACCAAACUAUUUUUCUUUUGUUCAUUUCCGCUCUCCAAAAUAAUUUCCACUUGUAAUGUAUCUUUCCCCCUCUUGAUUCAAUGCCAUAUUGCAAUUCAUCAACUUGAAGUCUUUGAACAAGCAAUGCCAUUUCUUAGGACACUGGAAGUUUCUAAAACUUUAAUUUAUACUUCCAUCGAAAUAAAU